UUUGGGCGGCCGCUGCGCCCAUUCUGAGCCUCUGGUGUCAUUGGAAGAGGCUGGAGAAGUUGGAGUGAGGGGGGGAAUCGGGGUAGUUGUGAGUAAUGGGAUAGCCCGGAUACACUUUAGCUCUUUUGUAGCUGCUUCGGGAAGCGCUGCGAUAUUUUGUUGCAAAAGAUUUUAAAUCCAUUUAGAAAGGGAAUCCGGAACCGCACCCCUUCUCCCCGCUGCUUCCCUCCUCGGACUGGACGCAGAGUUGCCAGUAAAGGAAAUGUUACGAAGCUUGCUGGCUGAGAACCACAUGGCAGGCCUGUCCCCUCUGGUGAGGACGUGUCUCGCACAGACGCUCCUGAGAAGAUUGGAUCUCAUGAUCCAUAUGUAAACCCAACUGUCUGAGAAAAGGUUAACAACAGGCAUUCAUGAGAGGAAGAAAAAUCACUUCAAACAGGAAAGAGUUUUUUGAAGUGACCUUUUGAAGUGACCUUGGACAGCCUUUUGUCAGAGAGAUGGAGACCGAAGAGCUCCCUAACAAUUUGGUUAAGAAGCAGAAGGGACUGCUGCCGCCCAGUCAUUGGCUGUGGAGACCAGCGCUCGCUCUGCAUCACCUGUUCGUUCGUCCUCCUGGACCUGUAAACUCUUCUCACCUGUCGCAGAUCUGGGAGACAAUGUUACAGCUCCACAAUGUGCUGCAGUUGAUUGACAGGCUAUCAGCAUGUCUACUCCCCUGAGACAUAAAGGCACAUGGAUUGGACACGAGAGGCUGGAGCCCAAUAUAUGUUGGCGAAAGGAGCAAAACGAAAGUUUAGUGAACAUGAAGAUGGGGUGGAAGGCAAAAUGUCCUGUGGGCAUGGCCCUUCUAAGGUGUCGUACACCUUGCAGCGUCAAACUAUCUUCAACAUUUCCCUCAUGAAACUUUACAACCAGCAACCGCUAAUGGAGCCCAGCUUGCAGAAGACAGUAUUAAUUAACAAUAUGCUGAGACGGAUUCAGGAGGAACUGAAACAGGAAGGCAGCUUAAGACCAAUGUUCAUUGCCCCUUCUCAGUCCAGUGACACACUCAAUGAUAACUACAGAGAGGUCCAGCCUGCCUUCAACCAUCUUCCUGCUCCUCCAGUCCAGGUGACUAGUUUAGCAAGCACUACAUCUCCAGACUCCUGUCUGACUCCAGCCUCCAUACUCGAGGAAGAUACCUUUAGCAGCUGUCAGACUGUUGAACUGGGCACAAGCAAAUCGCAAAACCAUUCGCUGAAAGAUAGUUUCUCUUCAGCCUUGGAUGAAAUUGAGGAGCUGUGUCCAUCUUCUGCCAUCGCUGACUCAAAGAACUGUAAAGGUGCCUCGAGUGAGGGCAGCAGUGAAAAACCUGAAGAGAAUCAAGAGGACAGACCAUCUGAGACCAGGUUCACAGACGCAUUACCAGGCAACUUUGAGAUCACCACCACAGGCUUCUUAACAGAUCUGACACUUGAUGAUAUCUUAUUUGCAGACAUUGACACCUCCAUGUAUGACUUUGAUCCUUGCACAUCCACCACCGGAUCAAGCUCAAAAAUGACUGCAGUCACAGCUGAUGACAUUUUGAAAACCUUAUCUCCCUACAGUAACCAAUCAGUGACUCCAAGUCAGCCUUUCAAAAUGGACCUUGCAGAAUUGGACCACAUAAUGGAGGUUCUUGUUGGGUCUUGAUAUGUCCAAAAAAAGACUAGAUUUUGAUACACUAUUUACAGAUAACAUUCGUGUAAUUAUCGUUUUAAAUGUGAUGGAGUCAUUGCAAAUUCUGUGCAUGCAUUUUUGCUUGCCUCUAUACGAUAACAAUUAUGCUAGACAUUGUUUGCUAUAGAGUUGGGAACAUCAUCUGUGUCUGUCCUCUUGUAAACUUUUUUUAAAUGUUUUAUUCACCACCGCUCUCUCACUGAAAGAGCUAUGAAUACUUGCUUUAGACAAGGAUUGUCUUCAGAGUGUGUGAUGUGUUAAUUCUGAAACAUUGUGCAAUGUGUACACUGAGCACAAAGCGCACGUCAAAAAUAUGAUGAAAUGUGUACAUAUGGUUUUCUUUUUUUUUAACAGUAAGCCAGAGUCUAAACAUUUUUCUUGUUGUCUUUAGUUCAGCUGUUCCAUUCAUUACUAACUGACCAUUGCUCUUUUAAACCUGUGCUCUGAGUUUAUUUUGUAUUUUUGUACAGGAUUGGCAAUUAACCAUAUUCUUUUCUAAAAGACUUUUUUUAUACACCGAGAUAGUUAUUUUGCUAGGAUGUGCUGUCACAAUACUCUAAAGUUCAGAUGAACAAGAGUAACUUGUACUUUUAUACAAAAAGAUAACUGAAUGUUCAUGUAGCAGGUGCAAGGGGAAUAUUAAAGCAACUGGGAUCGGCAA
Messenger RNA from Carcharodon carcharias (great white shark), 2359 nucleotides. It is a transcript of the gene sertad2b, whose product is annotated as SERTA domain containing 2b. Gene Ontology annotation, molecular function: transcription regulator activity. The record is from RefSeq and is a predicted model, not a curated record. Lineage: Eukaryota; Metazoa; Chordata; Chondrichthyes; Lamniformes; Lamnidae. Gene Ontology annotation, cellular component: nucleus. Bases 733 to 1671 code for a protein of 312 amino acids. The transcript has 4 exons.